AUGGAGACUCAAAAGGUUGUCCCCAAGAUGGAGGGGAUCGAGGUCGAGAAUGUAUCUGUUCCCGAGCUUGUUGCGCGUGCUCAGGCAAGUGAUAUAGCGGAUCGUCAGCUCACAGUCUGGCAAGCGGUGAAGAAGUACAGAAAAGCUGUUAUCUGGUCAAUGCUUCUUUCAAUGAGUCUGGUCAUGGAGGGCUAUGAUCUAGUGAUUAUCACUUCCUUCUAUGGCCAAACUCAAUUCAAGCAACGGUUCGGAGUCGUCAACCAGACCACUGGUCUAAAAACCAUUCCUGCAUCCUGGCAAUCGGGUCUUUCCAAUUCUUCAAUGGUUGGGCAACUUGCUGGUUUAAUCGUCAAUUCGUGGGCACAGGAUCGCUUCGGAUGUCGGCCGACUCUGAUGUUCUUCAUGGCCUGGAUGGCAGUUGCGAUUUUUAUUCCAGUGUUUUCUACAUCCCUCUCUGUGCUGGCUUUUGGUGAGGCAAUGUGUGGUAUCCCUUGGGGUGUCUUUCAAACUCUAAGCACCACAUACGCCUCCGAAGUUGUACCAACCAUCGUCCGUCCAUAUGUCACUGCUUGGGUAUGCAUGUGUUGGGGAGGAGGCAUCCUUCUUUCAGCUGGUGUCGUUCGUGCCGUGGCAAAUCUUGAGGGUGACCUCGGCUGGAGACUACCAUUCAUAAUCCAAUGGGUCUGGCCAGUUCCACUGUUCAUUUGUGCAUUCUUGGCACCUGAAUCGCCUUGGAAUGCAGUGCGAAGAGGCAAGACUGAGCUGGCACGUAAUUCCUUGCUUCGUCUUCGCGAGGAUACACCUGAGAAGGAACAGGAGGUGGAUAUGACACUCGCCUAUAUCAUGUAUACCACCGAGUUGGAAAGAGCCGAUACGGAGAAUGCGAGCUUCUUGGACUGUUUUCGAGGCACCAACUUGCGACGAACUGAAAUCAACUGCGUUGUUUGGGCUGCUCAACUUCUGUGUGGUAACACCCUGCUUGGUUAUGCUGUGGAGUUCCUUGAAGAUGCUGGAUUUAGUGAACUUCAGGCUUUCGACGUCAACAUUGCGCUAUCUUCGUGCUAUAUCAUCGGUGGCAUCAUCUGCUGGCUCAUGUUCCCCUACGUCGGUCGAGCCACACUUUACAUGGGCGGUAUGACACUUAUGUUCGUUUGCCUGAUGAUUAUCGGUGGCCUCGGUUUUGUGGAGAACAGUUCAAUGGCAGUUGGAAUCCUACUGGUCAUAUCUACCCUUAUCAAUAUGAUCACCAUAGGACCCUCCUGUUACCCCAUUGUUGCUGAGACUCCAUCUGGGCGAUUGCGAUAUAAAACGAUUACCAUCGGACGAUUCGUGUACAACUUAACAGGCAUUGUUCACAAUGUCAUUACCCCUAGGAUGGUUUCAUCAACUGCCUGGAACUGGGGAGCCAAAGCAGGAUUUUUCUAUGCUGGCACAAACUUGCUGUGCAACAUAUGGUGUUGGUUUAGACUUCCUGAAACGAAAGACCUUACCUUUGGCGAGAUCGAUUUGUUGUUCGAAAACAAGGUGCCAGCUAGGAAGUUCAAGACAACUGCAGUGGACCAAUUUGCAAAUGAUACCCUGGUUGGAGAGAAAAGCUAG
Messenger RNA from Penicillium malachiteum, 1599 nucleotides. RefSeq names its product putative MFS alpha-glucoside transporter. The coding region runs from base 1 to 1599 and encodes 532 amino acids. The record is from RefSeq and is a predicted model, not a curated record. Lineage: Eukaryota; Fungi; Ascomycota; Eurotiomycetes; Eurotiales; Aspergillaceae. Gene Ontology annotation, biological process: transmembrane transport; carbohydrate transport. Gene Ontology annotation, molecular function: carbohydrate:proton symporter activity. The transcript has 5 exons. Gene Ontology annotation, cellular component: membrane.